AUGCAGACGAGAUGGUUGGAGAGAAUAGCCAGGAAGAGAGAUGCAUGCCAAGCAGCAGCAAGCAUCAAUUGGACGGACACCACUUCUUCCAUGGGAAGUGGUCAUACGCUCUGGGAAGACCUUCGUCUCGUGGGCCUGAGGGGUGGGGAGCUGUCAGGUUUCGGGGACCUCAGUGAUUAUGUGGAGAGCCCGAGCGGCGCACUCUCGAGGUCUACGACCCUCGCUCCCUCAGACCAGCAGUCCUCAACAUCACGGUUUUUCCCCCGCGGUAUUUCCAGCGAUAGUGGCUCAAUUUCCCGGUCUUCGACACCGAGUAUUCGUCGCCAGCAUCUGUCAUCCUCCCAACAUCAUGCCAUCCCUUCCGGCGCCCAAUCUAAUACUUGCCGUCAGAACCAGAUCACAGAGUCUCCUCGUCCUUUCAACCGAUUGGUCCAACCUCUCGAUGCUAAUUCAUCUGAACAAGUUCGUGAGGCAUUCAAGCGUGCCCAAGACGCAAAAAGAACAGUGGAACCAACAGACAGUCCCUGCAGUUCAACGAAUAACAGUCAGCAAAGCGCUUGGUCUGUCGAGGAUAUGGCUGAGGAUGUUCCACCCGAUGACAGCUGCUCUGUCUUCAUUUUCGACCUUCCGAAGGAUGUCACCCUCUCCAAAUUACUUGGAAGCAUUAGAGGCUAUGGUCGUGUUCGCUACUCAAAGAACUGCAGUUCUGGAGCCCUGGUUGUCUUUUUUGAGCGGGAAGCUGCGCAGAGGCUUGCCCAAGAGGGCCACCUCAUGGUUGGCGGGGUGCAGGGCAACAUUCGAUUAGCGAAAUGUCGAAUUGCACAGAGCACAUUGCCGAGCGAGUUUUCAAGGGUUCUCGUUAUCACAGGCCUCACGGGUGGUUUGAGUGUUGCGUUCUUGAAGGAGUGCUUCGAGAUGAAGAACAUCCGGUAUGAACUCGACAAGAUAGCGAUGGUGUCGUCAGGCGAUAUGUCUGCCCUUGAGGUUCAUUUCGCCUCUCACUCGCAGGCUGCGAAGGUGAAGGAAAUGAUCGCGACCGACCCCUACUUUCGCAAGAAGGGGACAAAUGCGACUUACGGGAUUGACCCAUGCGCCGAGCCAUCCGUGGUUGGCUCCCAGGAAGAGUAG
Podospora pseudopauciseta is the source of this 1128-nucleotide messenger RNA. RefSeq lists its product as uncharacterized. Lineage: Eukaryota; Fungi; Ascomycota; Sordariomycetes; Sordariales; Podosporaceae. The transcript has a single exon. Gene Ontology annotation, molecular function: nucleic acid binding. The record is from RefSeq and is a predicted model, not a curated record. Bases 1 to 1128 code for a protein of 375 amino acids.